Papaver somniferum (opium poppy) is the source of this 1017-nucleotide messenger RNA. RefSeq names its product mediator of RNA polymerase II transcription subunit 22a-like. Gene Ontology annotation, cellular component: mediator complex. The coding region runs from base 202 to 663 and encodes 153 amino acids. The record is from RefSeq and is a predicted model, not a curated record. The transcript has 5 exons. Gene Ontology annotation, biological process: regulation of transcription by RNA polymerase II. NCBI's taxonomy places the organism in Eukaryota, Viridiplantae, Streptophyta, Magnoliopsida, Ranunculales, Papaveraceae. Gene Ontology annotation, molecular function: transcription coregulator activity.
CUUCUUCAAUUUUGUGCCGUAAACUGAAAUUACCACCUCAUUCUUCUUCUACUUGCCUAAAUUCGAAUGGCUCAGAUGGUUUAACCGACGAAUUUAUUGGGCUGUCGGCUUAUGAAUAGUUUCAUUGUCGUGAUUGGUACUGGGAUACAAGUGAUUCGGAGGUAGAAGUGUUCGGCAAUACACUCCAACAUCACUGGAAGAAUGAACAAAGGUGGAGUAGGUCUUACUAGUGGAGGCAGUGGGCCAACAUCAGCGGCGGCAGCAGCAGCAGCUCAGAAGCAGAAGACACUGUUACAAAGAGUCGACACUGACAUAACCAGCAUUGUUGAGAAUUUCAAUCACCUGGUUAACGUUGCAAGGGUGAGUGAUCCGCCAGUUAGGAAUUCACAAGAGGCAUUCAUGAUGGAGAUGCGUGGAGCGAGAAUGGUUCAGGCAGCAGAUUCCUUGCUGAAAUUGGUAUCGGAGCUGAAGCAGACAGCUAUCUUUUCCGGGUUGGCAUCCUUGAAUGAGCGUGUUGAGCAGCAAACUGCUGCAUUUGACCAGCAAGCCGAGAAAACAGAGCAAAUGUUGUCUAGAAUUGGAGAGGAGGCAGCUGGUUGCCUGAAAGAACUUGAAUCCCAUUACUACUCUUCUGCCCAAAGGAUCGACCAAGGCGAACAAUGAAGGUUGGAGAGGAGACAGCCGGUUGCCUGAGAACUGCAGUUUGCAGCCUUUAUUUUUAACAGAUCUCUUUUAACCUAAUUUCACUAGGAAAGAGAUUUAACCCACCCAAAGCAAAAGCCAUAUGAUGCUCAUGCAGUUAGUACCUCAGUUUAUUCCAGCCAUGCGCAGACAUGCUCAUUCUACAACAACAUUCUUGGUGCAUUUGAAGACGGGCACAAAAAGUCCUGACGUGUAUUAUUUGAUCGAAUGUGAUGUAGGCAUGUAGCCAUAUGACACGCUGAUUUCAGAAGUCGAACUAGUUAUGCUUAGUUCAUAUAUCUUAAAGUAAUGGAACCAGUGUUUAUCUUUAUAUUU